Molecule: messenger RNA, 2975 nt
Organism: Melozone crissalis (California towhee)
Lineage: Eukaryota; Metazoa; Chordata; Aves; Passeriformes; Passerellidae
Gene: PKNOX2
Product: PBX/knotted 1 homeobox 2
Exons: 15
Coding region: 459-1898 (479 amino acids)
Biological process (GO): regulation of transcription by RNA polymerase II
Molecular function (GO): RNA polymerase II cis-regulatory region sequence-specific DNA binding; DNA-binding transcription factor activity, RNA polymerase II-specific
Source: RefSeq, a predicted model, not a curated record
CGGCGAGCGGCGGCCGCGCUGUCAGGCCGGUGUCGGUGUGAUGAAGAUUGGCGGGCAGGUCCUGGUUGGCUGGGAGGACCAUGGAAAAGCUGGAGUAACAACCGUGUAGAAGGCAAUGAAGAAGACCUGGAUUGCAGCAGUAACCCUCAGAGUGAUCCCGUGAGGAGCUUUCAGCACCCACCAGGAGUGGAAGAGGAGGGGACAGGACCACCUUGGCCUCCAUCCCCUGUGCCCAGACCAAGGAGGAGCUCGCCUUCGUUUGCUGGACACAUCUCGGUUGUGAUCCCCACCCAGUUUUCAGGGCAGUGGGAGGACACUUCCAGGGCAGUGGCUCCCUGAGCACCCCCUAACAGAGCUGGCUGCAAUUCCUGCCCUCCCUGAUCUCCAGAUCCUCAGAAUUCUCUCUUCACCCAGGAUUUGAACAUUUCUUGAGGUUCUCGAUGUGAGUCCCAAGCAGGAUGCACCAUGUCUCCCCUGCACCAGCUCUGACCAUGAUGGCCACCCAGACAGUGCCUCCUCCUCCCUACCAGGACACCCCACAGAUGACAGCCACAGCCCAGCAGCCCACCAAAGCCCAGCCCGUGCACCUCACCACGCCGGCAGCAGCCGCCAACGCGCCGGUGCCGUCAGCGGGCGGCGACCCCCAGGCACAGCUGGAGGCCGACAAGAGGGCUGUCUACAGGCACCCUCUGUUCCCGCUGCUGACGCUGCUCUUUGAGAAGUGUGAGCAGGCCACGCAGGGCUCGGAGUGCAUCACCUCGGCCAGCUUCGAUGUCGACAUCGAGAACUUUGUCCACCAGCAGGAGCAGGAACACAAGCCCUUCUUCAGCGACGACCCCGAGCUGGACAACCUGAUGGUGAAGGCCAUCCAGGUGCUGCGCAUCCACCUCCUGGAGCUGGAGAAGGUCAAUGAGUUGUGCAAGGACUUCUGCAACCGCUACAUCACCUGCCUCAAAACCAAGAUGCACAGUGACAACCUACUCAGGAACGACCUGGGGGGGCCCUACUCCCCCAACCCCUCCUCCAUCAGCCUCCACCCCCAGGAGAUGCUGCAGAGCUCUCCAGCAGCGCUGCCGCCGGCCUCCAACCCCCCUGCGGGCAUCGUGGUGCCCGCGGCCACUCUGCCCCCUGGCAACCUGGCCAUGGGCACUGGCAGCAGCUCGCCUGCCGUGCCAGGUGGAGCCUUGUACCAGCCCGUGACGAUGGUGACGUCGCAGGGCCAGGUGCUCGCCCAGGCCAUCACCCCUGGCGCCCUGCAGAUCCCCAAUGCCCAGGUGAACCUGGAUCUCACCUCCCUCCUUGAUGGUGAGGACAAGAAGUCCAAGAACAAGCGGGGGGUCCUGCCCAAACAUGCCACCAACAUCAUGCGCUCAUGGCUCUUCCAGCAUCUCAUGCACCCCUACCCCACAGAGGAUGAGAAGAGGCAAAUUGCUGCCCAAACCAACCUGACCCUCUUGCAAGUCAACAACUGGUUCAUUAACGCCCGGCGGCGCAUCCUGCAGCCCAUGCUGGACGCCAGCAACCCGGACCCAGCCCCCAAAGCCAAGAAAAUCAAAUCCCAGCACCGGCCCACGCAGCGGUUCUGGCCCAACUCCAUCGCCGCCGGCGUCCUGCAGCAGCAGGGGGGCAACGCAGGGACAAACCCUGAUGGCUCGCUCAGCAUGGACAACCUCCAGCCCCUGUCAUCAGCCACUGCCACCAUGGCCAUGCAGCAGGCGAUGCUGGCAGCCCACGACGACUCCCUGGAUGGCACUGAGGAAGAGGAGGAGGAUGAGGAGGACGAGGACGAGAUGGAGGAGGAGGAGGAAGAGGAGGAAGAGCUGGAGGAAGAGCCUGGUGGCCUCCCAGCAGCACCUGGUGCUGACCUUGGUUUGGACCACAGUGACUCACUGGAAUAGCUCCUCCUGCACCCUCCCAAAUCAUUGACAGCACCAGAUACAAAAUUCCCCCCAAAAUGCAAAAAAAAAAAAUAAAGGCAAGAAGAAGAAAUUAGUGAGAAAAAAGCAAACUGGCAGUGCUGGCAGAGGCCCUGGCUGCCCCAGGAGCACAGGGACCACCAUGGCAGCGCCCAGAAGUGGACACACGUUUACAAGGCACAUAUUGUGGCCAGAUUAAUCUUUUAUUUCAGGUUUUGUUUUUCUUUUUCCCUUCAUUUUUUGGUAAGCAAAAGCAUUUUUAGGGAAAGUUGUUUUCCCCAUGUGACGCUCGGAUGCUGGGGGGCAGUGCUGGGUGGGCCACUGCGCCCAUCCCUUGGAUUUCUUGGUGCAAAGAAAAGCCAAACCAGCCCCAGGACUUGAUGCUUUUUGGAUUUUUUUCCCCCAGAAAGGUCAUUCACAGGCAUAAAUACUGGCAUGGAGGGGGAAGAAAAAUAAUCAGCGAGUGCAAAUUCUGCUAUAUCCAAGGAGGGUUUGGUGCUCCACUCGUGGGAUUGCCCAAACCUCCCAACUUUGGCCCCAAUGCUGAGGCUGCUUGGUGACUCUGGACACAGUUUUCUGGAAAAGGGAGGAAAUUCCUCCAAAUCCUUUAAUUUAUAUGCUAAAACCUCUGCUGAAUCUGGAAAAAAUCCAGCUUUCCCCAUUCUUGUCUUUAAGGGCCGAGAUUGGAGGCAGAGUUGGCUGCCGGAAGUAAAACUUUUCCAAAGGCAUUUUGGCACAGAGUUAGUUAAAAAUGGGGGGAAAAUUGGUUUAAAAAAACUCAAGAUUUCACCCAAAAUUGAAUGGUGAUGUGCAAGACUCACCUGGGUGGAAGGAAACAAAGUAUUGUUGCUUAAAAGAUGAUUUCUCCCUGGUAUUGUCCCUCCACAUGGAAAAAUGGAGGAGCUUUAGCCCCAUGGGGGAGGGCAACUGCCAAAAAACCCUGUAUUUUGGGUUUUUUAAUUUUAAAUGCUAGCAAAAGGGUGGAUUCGCCUUAAAAUGUGGCAUGGGAGGAAAUGCAAAAGCAAACCAGGGCAAAAAUAAAAGGAAUUGUCUUCUGCA